Molecule: messenger RNA, 525 nt
Organism: Notothenia coriiceps (black rockcod)
Lineage: Eukaryota; Metazoa; Chordata; Actinopteri; Perciformes; Nototheniidae
Product: CD99 antigen-like protein 2
Exons: 5
Coding region: 136-525 (129 amino acids)
Source: RefSeq, a predicted model, not a curated record
UAGUCAACGCCUUGUAUGCGGCUGUGAGAGUUAUCUGAACCGCAGGCUGAGACUAACGGAACGGUGACAGGCCAGCUGCUUUACCCGCUGUAUUCUCACUCUGUUCCGGCUGUUUGUGUGUGAAAGACCGGAGUAAUGGCUUCCCGCUCUCUGUGGUCCCUCGUGCUGCUCCUCGCGCUGCUGCUCCCUCUGGAAGUAGUCCUUUCUCAGGACUUCGACCUAGCUGAUGCUUUGGGUGAUGGCACAAGUAAACCAUCACCGACCCCCGCCUCGAAGCCAGCGGCACCAGCUGCACCAGCUGGAGGAGCAGAGGCAGGAGCAGGUUUUGAUUCAAUUGGUGACAUCACCACCAUUACCACCAAAGCCCCCUCCAAGGCAGUAACCAAGGCCCCGUUCAAGCCCAAACCCAAGCCAGGUGAGAGAAUCCUCAGCUUCCCUUCUCAGGCCGGAAACUCUACUGCAGAGGACCAGGUUUUCAUAAAAAGCCUUAAAGGUGGGGUAGAUAGGUUUCCGAAACCGCAAUGA